Messenger RNA from Durusdinium trenchii, 1837 nucleotides. The record is from the annotation of a GenBank genome assembly. Lineage: Eukaryota; Dinophyceae; Suessiales; Symbiodiniaceae.
CCCAAACAGACAAAGACCAUAAGACCAUGGUGCCAACCGGUGGCGCUGGCGCCUUGGGUUGAUGGAGACCUCGCAGCUGGUGGCCGUCCUCAAGCUGGACGUCCUCGCCUCGGUGUUGAAGGGCUUGAGGCCCCGAGCGCUGAGCGCCCUGCUGCGCAGCUGCCGGAUGGCUUGGGAAAGCUUUCAGAACAUGGGCCUUCGGCACUUCUUGCUGCCCAUGUGCCAGCUGUUGCUGUCCUAUGUCACUGUUGCUGUCCAGCUGCCGGUCCAGCUGCCGCUGAGCGAGCUUCCCGACCGCGCGCUGAAGGCGAUCUACCGCUGCUGUGCACCGCCUGAGGGCGGCGACCUGGUGGAGGCCUGGGAGCAGCUGCAACGCCAGGUGCUGCACGCUGGAGGAUCUUCGGCCUCUGUGCAUUAUCUCUUGGGCCUCAAGCUCCUUCUACACAGCCAACACGCUCAGCGCCAGUCUUUCUGGGCGCCGCUCUUCGGGUCCUCCGCCCGCUGCGCCCUGAGUCCCCCUGGCGCUGGAGCUGGUGCGGUGGUGCUGGCAACGCUGCGAGUGAGGGAGGUGAUGGAGGCGCCGGUGGUGCCGGAGGACAGCACGUUGAAACCCCUACGCGCAGUGACGGGGCGCUUGGUUCGUGCAAAGGAUUGGAAAGUGAUGUCUUGGAUGGCACUCUUCGCAGAGGAACGCGCCUGGGGUGGUGGUGGUGUCUCGAAAACCUUCGGUAUGGUGCUCAAGGUCUCUGCAGUGUCUGAGCCUGACAUCGCUGUCUUUGAAAGCCUACUGAAAUGGGACUAUCCUUCCAAUGCGAGGAGGACAUCAGGAAGACCAGGUUGGCGUGGUUACACAAAGUGCACUACAAGGGACACUUGGAUCUAUGAAUCCUGCGCUCGGGAGAGCGGCGACCAGUUCCAGACGUCCCUUAAGCAGCUGGUGCGCCUCACUUUGCAAGUGGAAGAUGAAGAUGCUGCCUCCGUGGUGGAAGAGGGCAUGAGGCGGCUCUUCUUCUCGGCGAUGCCCUUGGACCUCCAAUCCUACUUGGUCAAAGGCCGCGGCACAGAUGCACGGGUGCCCAUGGAUGCAGUGCCCCUGGUGGAGCAAGCUUUGGAGUGGUCCAAGGGGAAGGGCAAGGGAAGAUUUGGCUUUGGCCGCUCCGAAGGAUUUGGUUUCCUGGAAGGGUUUGGCCGUGAAAGCCUUGACCUCUUUGGAGGAGCUUGCAGCUUGGGAGGGAUUGACUGCGCUGGAGACAAUGGAGGCUUUGGCAACUUUGGCGAAGGGUUUUUGCACACUGGAGACUCUUCCAGCUUCGGACAACCCCCUGGCUUUGGAGGAGCCGGAGACCCUGGAGGCUUUUGCAGCUUUGGAAGACCCUUUGGAGGAGCUGGAGACCCUGGAGGCCGUGGCAGCUUGGGAGGACACAGGUUUGGAAGAAACUCUGGCGGUUUCGGAGCAUUUGGCAGCUUUGGCCACCAAGGAACUUCCAGUUGAUCCUUUCACUAGCCUCGAAGUCCACCUCGACUUAGUUGCGGCCUAGACAAGAGCAGCCUUGGAGCAGCUGCACCUGGCCCUGAAGAGAUCUUCCAACCGUCUUCCAUAUCGACAUUGACUGGCUUGAAUCUGCAGCAUGAUUGCCAUUGGAACUGGUUCACUUGCUUCAGCAAAUCCUACAAUCUGCUUUCCAUCAUGGAGGAUCCCAACCUUGCACUUAGGUCAUCUGAGGCCCUGUGUGCGAGAUAAAGUCGGGAGAAAGUGACACACGAACUCGCUGGGAUCGAAGUCGGUGUGCUCAAAUCACACGGAGUUCGAACACUCUUGUGCCGCAGACGGGGUGUC